Dioscorea cayenensis subsp. rotundata (Guinea yam) is the source of this 2964-nucleotide messenger RNA. RefSeq names its product protein SMAX1-LIKE 3-like. The coding region runs from base 297 to 2897 and encodes 866 amino acids. NCBI's taxonomy places the organism in Eukaryota, Viridiplantae, Streptophyta, Magnoliopsida, Dioscoreales, Dioscoreaceae. The record is from RefSeq and is a predicted model, not a curated record. The transcript has 3 exons.
UCCCUCUCAUCAUCCCCUCCCAAACUUAAAUCACAACUACAACAACAACAACAACAACAACAACAACUACAAAGACUAGCUAGACAUUGACUCAUCACCUACAUCUCCCCCUCCCCUCAAAUCUCCUCUUCAUUCUCUCUUUCUCUUGUCUCAUAUUUUCCCUCUCAUAACCUCUCUUCCUUAGAUCCUACUACUCUCACCUACUAUAACUUCCUCCACUUCAUCCUCUUUCUCAUCAUCAUCAUCAUCAUCCUCUUCUUCUUCUUAUUCUUCAAUAGCACAACAAUAACAAGAAGAUGAGAGCAGGAGGUUGCACAGUGCAACAAGCCUUAACACCAGAAGCAGCAUACAUAGUAAAACAAGCAGUGAACUUAGCUCGUCGACGAGGCCAUGCUCAAGUAACUCCUCUCCAUGUAGCCAACGCCAUGCUCUCCUCCACCACCAGCCUUCUCCGUGCUGCUUGUCUUCAAUCCAAAUCUCAUCCUCUUCAGUGUAAGGCUCUUGAGCUUUGCUUUAAUGUCGCGCUUAAUCGUCUUCCGGCUUCUUCGUCUUCUGGACCGAUGCUUGGUCCUCACCAUCAUCACCAGCCACCUUCCUUGUCUAACGCUCUUGUUGCUGCCUUUAAACGAGCUCAAGCUCACCAACGCCGUGGAUCCAUUGAGACUCAACAACAACCACUUUUAGCAGUGAAGAUAGAGUUAGAGCAGCUGAUCAUAUCCAUUUUAGAUGAUCCUAGUGUUAGCAGAGUCAUGAGAGAAGCUGGUUUUUCAAGUACCCAAGUGAAGAGCAAUGUUGAGCAAGCUGUUUCUUUAGAUGUCUCUUCUUCACCUACAUCCUCAAACCCAAACCCUAACCCUAAUAAACCAAAAGAUAUCUCCUCAUCUUCUACUACUAUUACUGCUACUACUACUACUACUACUUCUUCUUCUUCUCUCUUAACAGCAAGUCCAGUGAGGAGUGAGGAUGUUGGGGCUGUUAUUCAGAGUUUAGUCAGCAAAAGAAGAACAAGUGUUGUGUUUGUAGGGGAGUGCUUAACCAUCACUGAAGGAGUAGUGAGAGGAGUUAUGGAUAGAGUUGAGAAACAAGAUGUGCCUGAGACUUUGAGAAACUUGCAGUUCAUAACCCUCCCUCUCUUCUCAUUUGCCAACAUGUGUAGAGAUGAAGUGGAGAAGAAGAUGGUUGAGCUUCAAUGUGUUGUGAGAGCUUGUUGUGCUGGCAGAGGUGUUGUGCUUUACUUGGGUGACCUUAAGUGGGCAGCUGACUACAGAGAGAAAACUGGAAGAAGUACUACUUCAUCAUAUACUUACUGUCCUGUUGAGCAUGUGACCAUGGAGAUUGGGAGAUUGGUUUGUGGUGGGAUUAAUAAUUAUAUUAAUGGAGUUUCAGGAGGUCAUGAAGCAAGGUUUUGGCUUAUGGGGAUUGCUACUUACCAGACUUACAUGAAGUGCAGGGCAGGGCAACUGCCAUUAGAGACUCUUUGGGGUCUUCAACCUCUCAUUGUUCCUGCUGGAAGCUUGGGUUUGAGUCUUAACUAUGAUAGUUGUAAUUCACAAAACCAGCAGAUGAAGAGUAAAAAGAAUGGAGAUGCAGCUUCUUUCUGGACUUUGGUUGAUGAUGGAGCUGGAGAUCAGCUCAAUUGCUGCACUGAUUAUUCUGUGAAGUUUGAGAGUACUGAUUCGCAAAGCCGAAGCCGAAGCCGAAGCCAAAGCCGAGCAGAUAUAUCAAGCACAAGCCUGCCUUCUUGGCUCCAACAAUACAAAGAAGAAAGCAAGAGAUCAGAAACCACCACCACCACCACCACCACCACCACUAAUGAUCAGGAUUGUAAUAAUGUUCAAGUGUUCAAGUGGAUUAACUCUACUUCUUCAUCCCACAAACUACACCGGCAACAUCCUUCUGAGAUGACAAUACAUUUCGCUUCAGCUUCACUGUCUUCAUCAUCAAUCUCUUCUCAUGGUCACCAUUACAGCUUGCAAAAGACUAAUCCUCAUCACCAAAUCUGGUCAUCAGAAACCAUGAAUGAAUGCUUAGAGUUGAACUCCACCUCCUUCCCCCAUGUCUCAAUAACCAUACCCAAUAAUCCUAACUCAGCUUCUUCCAGUGACACCAUGGAAAUGGAUCAGCUCUCUGGCAAGUUCAAGGAACUCAAUGCAGGGAACCUCAAGACACUAUGCAAUGCAUUGGAGAGGAAAGUCUCAUGGCAAAAAGGUAUCAUCCCUGAUAUAGCUAGCACCAUCCUCCAAUGCCGUUCCGGCAUGAUGAGAAGAGAUAGAUCAAGAAUGCACAAGGAGGAGACUUGGUUGUUCUUCCAAGGUGGUGAUGAAGAAGGAAAAAUUAGAAUAGCUAGAGAGCUUGCCAGCCUAGUCUUUGAUUCAUCUACAAAUUUAGUAACCAUAUCACUCAGUAACUUCUCGUCGACGAGGUCUGGCUCAAGUGAUGAUCUCCGUAACAAGAGAUCAAGAUCUCAAGAAAGUCAUAGCUAUUUAGAGAAGUUCUUCGACUCGGUUCGUUACAACCCGCAUCGUGUCUUCUUGUUGGAGGAUAUAGAGCAAGUUGAUUAUAACUCACAGAUGGGUAUCAAGACUGUCAUUGAGACAGGAAAAGUGCAAAGUUCUUGUGGUGAUGAUGUUUGUGUUAGUGAUGCAAUUGUUAUAUUAAGUUGUGUUAGUUUUGAUUCAAGAUCAAGAGCUUGCUCUCCUCCAGUGAGGCAUAAGUCAGAUAGUGAAGAAGAGAAAGAUGAUGAUUGUGAGAAGGAUGUUGUUGGUUCAAGUAUUUGUUUGGAUUUGAAUCUUUGUGCCGGAGACGAAGAAGACGGUGGAGAUAGUUUUCUUGAUGAUGUUGGUCUUCUUGAAUCAGUGGAUAGAUCUUGCUUCUUUCAGUUGCCAGAGGACUUGUGAUGUAUUAUGAUCUCUUUGUUUGUUUUUUAUUAUAAUGUUCUUGAUCUGUGGUGGUGAAUCUUUGUGU